Molecule: messenger RNA, 2776 nt
Organism: Brienomyrus brachyistius
Lineage: Eukaryota; Metazoa; Chordata; Actinopteri; Osteoglossiformes; Mormyridae
Exons: 3
Coding region: 819-1214 (131 amino acids)
Source: RefSeq, a predicted model, not a curated record
ACAGCAGCAGCUGUGUGGACAGACGGAGGUCCGGGGCCGAUCGGACUUGGGGGGCGCAUUGGGGCGUGGAGGAGCCGGCACAAAAAGCGCCGCUUUCGCGCAGAUCGGCUGCUUUUUUUAAUAGGGGUCCUCCUUCUGCUUAGCCAUGGACAUCUGCGACCAAGCUUGGGGGAUUUAUUAAGCCAGGGACGGGGGCGCUUUUUGUUGAGGAGUCCCUUCGUCACAUUUACUGCUUCACUUUUUUGUUCUGUUUAUGGCGAUCAGAUACGUUUAAACGCAGAUCGGCUCGUAUUUAGUUAUUUCCCCUCUCUUUUCGCGCUUGGCCGUCCGGACGCGGAGUUUGCUCUGUGUCGCCCGUCGCCGUCCCCUGUCACCUGUUUUCCGGGGGGGUCUUCGGCGUUUUCCGGUGGCGCGGACUUCGGUGGACGCACGAGCCUUAACCCCGCGUGCUGUGAGCCGUUUUUGGUUAAUAUUCGUUUUGUUGUCAUUUUUUAAGCCUGUAUUGUGCGGAGAGGGCGAAUCUGGGCCUAGCAGAGUGACAGUCUCAAGGAAGCCGACACUCAGACGCCGACCGCCAGCCAUCGCCUUGCCUCGCUGACGCCGGAAAAAAAAACCCUUCCGGGGUUGAUCUUCAUCAGGCCGGACUGUGAGGGCAUCUCGGGCCGAUCCGUGAUGAAGGACGGCGCUGAGCGGCUGUAGAUCGAUCACGGGACCAGCUUUACCCACCGGGCCGUGACGGAGGUCUGCCGGGGGCGGCAGGGAAGCUCUUCAUCUUAGGGCUCGGACGGGCGGCCGGCGUCGGCUGGCCAGCGAUUUAGAUGUUAACAGAAAACAGGAAACGGCGGCGCAGCUGUGGCAGCGACGACAGCCAGACUCUACCACAGGCAAAGAGGUCAGGGGGGGCUCACCCCCUGUUCCCCGAGCUGGGUCACGAUGCCUGGGACUCUGAGUCGUGCAGCAGCGACAGCAGCGUGCUCAGCAGUCCGGAGCAGGCCAACGGUGGCACCAGCACCAACGUCGGAGGCACUAACACCCAGUGCCUGACGGACAACAGGGGGAGCCAAUCCACCCCUGGGCCCUGCAGCCCGGCCGGCCCGGCCCACCAUGCAGAGGAGCCGUCCGUGAGUCUGGGUCCCUACCUCCACAUCAAUCGCAUCCUGCGGGAGGCCCAUUUUGCCAGCCUGCAGACCCGUGGCCACCAGGGGGCCUCCUGACGAUCCCCCCGCCCGACACACACACCGUGCUGGAGAGGACCCGGCCUGGGCCUGAGUGUACCCGAACCUCACAUGACUUCCUGUGCUCAGCCUAACAACUUCCUGUUUUUCAGCUAAUUUAGUCUCUACAGCACUUACUGGGUUUGUUUUUUGUUUUGUUCCGCUUUCUUCUCCCAUGCGUGAGUGGGGAUUGUGCUCUCUGGUGUAGUAUCUCAACAUGGGUGCUAAUUCUAGGAAAAACAUUAAUGUGACCAUCUUUUGCAAUAAUAACAGAUACUGAAAUGUGUUUGGGCCGUUUUUUGCAUUUGUCAAGCAGGGUGAGAGGUUUGGUGUUGGGUUGGUGAGCUUUUCUGGACAGCCGACCCAAGUUUUGUUUGGUAGCUCUGGUGAGAAUGUGUCAGACAGCCAAAUGCUGAUAGGCCGAUGGGAAAGGAGUGGGUGGCCCUGAUAAGGAAGGGGUGGGGCCACUUUAAAACUCCACCCACUGGCUCUGCGUGUAAUAUUUCUCAUUUUAGUGACUUCUAGCCAAAGCUGUUUGCCUUUAGCUUAGAGUACUGUAUAGUGGUCAGCAGUUAAAAAUAAUAAUAAAAAACACUUCGGAUAUUAGGGUUCCACAUCAGCACAUGGAAGAAUAAGGUUUUGAGGACUUGGUGUGUGCUUUAAGCAUAUGCCCUGUGGGGGGCACUCUCGAGUAUCUGUGAGUGUGACAUGAAGGCAGACCCUGGUGGCUCUUUGCCUCUGUUCCGGUUCCUGUUUAGGGGGGAACAUUGCAAGGUGAGCCACGUGGGGCUGUUAUAUGUUUUCAGCUGGGAUUUGCACCAUACCCCCCCCCCCCCCCCCCCAUACUCAUAGCACCUCGGCCGUAAUGCUCCAGUAGAGGGCACUGUGGUGCUGACGCUGAAAGCUACCCCAACAAUACACCUCUCCCCAGUAGUGGAGUAGCAGAAGGACCCACAGUGCAGUGGGGCAGGCAGGGGUGUCUGUGGGAGGAUUGUAAACCUGUCGGCUGACUGGGGCAAUGGGGGUUGUCUGCCUGACCACACACACAAGACUUGUAGCACUCAUGCUGUUGAAUGCCAGUGGCCCAUGAUUGCACUGAAGUCCAACAGUCCCCCAGUAAUAGAAGCCGCCCAAAUGGGAUUAUAAGGGAGGCGUGGCUACUGCAAAUUGUACUGUGCAGAACCAUUGAUGCUAACAUUAACUGGAUGGGCUGCAACCAGCCAGGCAGGUAAGCAUUUGUCCAUCCAGCCGAUAUUCAGAUCAGCAUGUCUGCCCGCACACCAUUGAUAGAACCCUUAUCCCUUGACCAAUCCUAUUUCACAAGGUGCUCACACAGGCUCCGCCCCCUCCCCCAUCGGCACUCUGUGCUGGCCUUCCCUGUCACUGUGUUCUGUAUACUUGUGGGGGGGGGGGUUAAUAAAUUUGAAAAGCAGCAUUUGAUUAUUAUUCAUGUUUUGUAUUUACAAUUGUACAUUGCCUUUUGGCCUACAUUGAAGUUUAGGAUUUUUUUUAAAUCCAUCUCUUACAUUUGAAAAUAAAAUUUAAAUUUUUGGUUUUUAAAA